Molecule: messenger RNA, 2468 nt
Organism: Cladophialophora immunda
Lineage: Eukaryota; Fungi; Ascomycota; Eurotiomycetes; Chaetothyriales; Herpotrichiellaceae
Product: hsp60-like protein
Exons: 2
Coding region: 97-1845 (582 amino acids)
Biological process (GO): apoptotic mitochondrial changes; protein import into mitochondrial intermembrane space; mitochondrial unfolded protein response
Cellular component (GO): mitochondrial matrix; mitochondrial inner membrane
Molecular function (GO): ATP-dependent protein folding chaperone; ATP binding; protein-folding chaperone binding
Source: RefSeq, a predicted model, not a curated record
AUCAACCUCGAACUCUCUACCAUAUCACCAGCCAUCAGUUGUCCCAUUCCUUCUUCCCCUUUCCUCAUCUCGACUCGUCCAACUGCUUUGCCCACCAUGCAGCGCGCUCUCUCCUCCGCAGCGCGAUCCUCCUUGUCCUCUUCUUCUCCAUACUCCAGAUCAGCCGGUCGAAGUCUACAACAACUGCGCUUUGCUCAUAAGGAGCUCAAGUUCGGAGUAGAGGGACGAGCCCAGCUGCUCAAGGGUGUUGAGACUCUAUCGAAGGCUGUUGCAACAACGCUUGGUCCUAAAGGCCGCAAUGUCCUCAUUGAGUCGAGCUACGGCUCGCCCAAGAUAACCAAAGAUGGUGUCACGGUCGCCAAAGCUGUCACGCUCCAAGACAAGUUCGAGAAUCUCGGAGCCCGCCUCAUCCAAGAUGUCGCCUCAAAGACGAACGAAGUCGCCGGUGAUGGCACCACCACCGCCACCGUGCUCGCAAGCGCCAUUUUCUCUGAAACCGUCAAGAACGUCGCUGCCGGGUGCAAUCCUAUGGACUUGAGAAGAGGUACACAGGCUGCUGUUGACGCAGUUGUCGACUUCCUGCAGAAGAACAAGAAGGACAUUACCACCAGUGCCGAAAUCGCCCAGGUCGCGACCAUCUCUGCCAACGGUGAUACACAUGUCGGUAACCUCAUCUCGAACGCCAUGGAAAAGGUCGGCAAAGAGGGAGUUAUUACGGUCAAGGAAGGCAAAACAAUUGAGGACGAGCUCGAGGUUACUGAGGGCAUGCGCUUCGACCGCGGCUUUACCUCCCCCUACUUUAUCACCGACACGAAGUCACAAAAGAUCGAGUUUGAGAAGCCCUUGAUCCUCCUUUCCGAGAAGAAGAUCUCUGCCGUGCAAGACAUUAUCCCCGCCCUCGAGGCGUCUACGCAAAUGCGCCGACCUCUUGUGAUCAUUGCUGAGGAUAUUGAUGGCGAAGCAUUGGCUGUCUGCAUUCUCAACAAGCUUCGAGGCCAACUUCAAGUUGCGGCAGUCAAGGCCCCCGGUUUCGGCGACAACCGCAAGAGCAUCCUUGGUGAUAUUGGUAUCCUGACCAACGCUACCGUCUUCACGGACGAACUGGAUAUCAAACUGGAAAAGGCCACCCCUGACAUGCUGGGCUCGACCGGCAGCAUCACCAUCACCAAGGAAGAUACCAUCAUCCUGAACGGCGAAGGUAGCAAAGAUGCCAUCGCCCAGCGAUGCGAGCAGAUCCGUGGCGUCAUGGCUGAUCCCUCGACCUCAGAGUACGAGAAAGAGAAGCUUCAAGAGCGUCUUGCUAAACUGUCUGGCGGUGUCGCCGUCAUCAAAGUCGGAGGAGCUUCUGAGGUCGAGGUGGGCGAGAAGAAGGAUCGCGUCGUUGACGCUCUGAACGCUACUCGCGCUGCCGUCGAAGAGGGUAUUUUGCCCGGUGGUGGUACUGCUUUGAUUAAGGCUGCUGCAAAUGCCCUCGGUGGUGUUCAGCCUUCCAACUUCGACCAACAACUUGGUGUCAGCAUCAUCAAGAACGCUAUCACGCGACCUGCUCGGAGAAUUGUUGAGAAUGCUGGUCUGGAAGGCAGCGUCGUCGUCGGCAAGCUCAUGGAUGAAUUCGGUUCUGACUUCAACAAGGGCUUUGACUCCGCCAACGGACAAUAUGUUGACAUGCUGAGCAAGGGCAUUGUCGAUCCCCUCAAGGUCGUGCGCACUGCACUCGUUGAUGCCUCUGGUGUCGCGUCUCUCCUGGGUACCACCGAAGUUGCGAUUGUGGAGGCUGCAGAGGAGAAGCCUGCAAUGCCUAUGGGCGGCGGUAUGGGCGGCAUGGGAGGAAUGGGCGGAUUCUAAGCAACAUAUCCUGAGUCGGAUGGGGAGAGCUAUGUCCAGCCCUCCCCACUCUUGCGCCUGACACUUGCAAUUCUUCCUGCGUUCCAGCGACUUCCAUUCGCACCUUUGGUAUAGCAGCAAUCCGCAGCAUGACGCCCUCGGAGCCUCCUACCACCCGCCUCUCACAACCGCUCCCUUCCUCGAGAAUCUCUUGACCUACAUGGAAGGAGAUUUGUUCAAUCGGAAAAACGGUUGGUUUACCUCUUUGUACAUUUUACGAAUCUUGUUACAUUACACUCCACUCAAGUUCGAAAUCUUGUCUAUCCUACACAUCAGAUCUUUGCUCCAGGGAGGGCAUCAGGCCUAGAAAAAAAGAUGGAAUUGCUGCACUGCAGAGAUGCUGGCGAGAGGGGUUGGUCGCUGAUGGGCAUGGAGAUGACAUGUAGAUCGAGUACCAGGGCGAUGCACCAGCUACAGUGGUCUGGCAUUGUAUCAUAGUUGUGGUUGUAGCCGUCCAGCUGUGCAGAAGAUAUCAGUGUAAUAAAACUCAAAAGUAAUCAAAGCAAACAAGCUACUUGGUCCAAACUGUGAAUUCCUCCCUAAGAAUGGACAUUGGACAAUGGCAAGGCUGCGACUGAGCAAGG